Gongylonema pulchrum is the source of this 201-nucleotide messenger RNA. The record is from the annotation of a GenBank genome assembly. NCBI's taxonomy places the organism in Eukaryota, Metazoa, Nematoda, Chromadorea, Rhabditida, Gongylonematidae.
AUGGAUGCUCCAGAAGGUUGUCCUCCCUCUGUAUAUCGUUUGAUGCUGCAAUGCUGGAAUUGGUCACCCAGUGAUCGACCACGUUUCAAAGAAAUCCAUGCGAGCUUGGAAUCACUUUUCCCUCAAUCAACUAUCGAUGAAGAGGAUUACGGUGUUUUGAAGCAAACAUUUACACACUUGCGGACAGUUGUAUUAGAAUGA